ACUCGUACCAAAAACUUGAUAAUGUGGAAUGCAUUUACUCCCCACCAUCUAGAUCCUGGGUAGCCGUCAAUCCGCUUGCAUAACGUAUCAGGAUCCUACAGCCGGCACAACGAAUUUAAAGUGUACACCACAUUUACAUACACAUGUUUUAGAAAUCGCAUCACCACUGAACCGAUGAUCCAUCUCUAGGAAAGAGAUAUGAAUUAUCUUUAUCAGGACGGCCAUCCGUCGACGCCGCUAUGACGUCAAACAGCCCCAUCGCCCCACGCCGUUGCAAAUGUUUUUGCAACAUAUGUAUGUUACAAAGAAGGAUUCUACAACAAUGUCUUCGUUGCAAUGAUGAGAAAAAAAAAUCCAUGCCGCUGCAUAACGCUGAUCGACUGUUGAGGGGACGGAUCUUUUAAAUGGAUCAACCGGCCGACGUCGUAGCAGCGAACACGAGCCCAGACGGUCCCUGUCAGUCCGAGUUUGAAUAGAAUUCCACCACUGAAUCGUAUCCGUGUAAUGCGGUAAUGCGCGUCUUGUGCGUCCGUCUAUAUAUACAUUGGCAUACGCAUACGCAUGCGGCUUGUGAGAUCAGAAAGCAGAACCAAUCCCUACCUCCCUCCGUCUAGCAGCUAGCAAGCAGCUUCUAGUCGCCGAUCUGCACCAGUUUUCUCGCCGAAACAUGGGAUGGUCGACGUCAACAUCGCCGGGCGUGGCCGCCCUAGAAAACGCGGCCACGGCCACACCGGCAGCGCGCAAGAAUCAAGGAACACCGGCCGCAAACGGCGACUCCAACUCCCCAACACGCAGCCGCUACCACCGGCUGGAGGUGCUCGGCGCCGGAACCUACGGCGUCGUCUACCGCGCUAGGGACCGCCGCACGGGAGAGAUCGUGGCGAUGAAGUGCCUCCGGACGAACGGCGCUCACGGCGGCGACGUCGACCGCUACCUCUCCGACUUGGCGAGCGAGGUCGGCGCCCUCGAUGCCUGCAGCGGCCACCCGUCCAUCGUGCAGCCGCGCGCCUCCGGCCACCUCGGCGGCGAGGCCUUCCUCGCCAUGGAGUUCGUGGGGCCGACUCUCAGGCAUGUCAUGAAGCAUGUCCGCUUCGGCAGGAGGCACACCGAGCUGGAGGUCCGCCUGCUCAUGAGGCAGCUUCUCGCCGGCGUGCGGAGGAUGAAUCGUCUCGGCCUCAUGCACCGCGACCUCAAGCCGGAGAACGUGCUCGUCGACGGCCAUGGGAACCUCAAGAUCUGCGACCUGGGGCUGUCGUGCAGCAUGGCCGAUGGGCCGCCCUACUCCAACCCCGUCGGCACACGGGGAUACCGCGCGCCGGAGAUCCUCCUCGGAUGCACCGAUUAUGACGAGCAUGUCGACUCGUGGGCUCUCGGGGUCAUGAUGGCCGAGCUCCUCGCCGGCAAGCACCCUUUCCAUGGGAGGUCAGACACGGAGCACCUCAGCGAAAUCUUGGACCUUCUUGGCAUGGCUGACAUGAAGGAGUGGUCGGGCUACGACGGGAGGCGGCUACCCGGCGGAUGCCAACCAGGAAGCUUUCUGCGCAACAAGUUCCCAUGUCCAGCUGAGGCCAGGAUCAAAGGCCCGCCGGCGUUGUCGGAGGCUGGUUUCGAGGUCUUGAGCGGCCUCUUGCGAUGCAACCCCGAGAAGAGGCUCACGGCGGAGCAAGCACUCAAGCAUCGAUGGUUCAAGGAAACCAACCCGAGACCGAGAGAUACAAGCAGGAGGUGAUCAAUGAGAGUACACAAUCUAGUCUACAACGGCAUCGGAUUCAUGUAAACUAGAGAUGCAAACAUUGUAGUAUGUGAUUUGAACGAAUGAGUACAUGUAUAUGAGGUGUGAGAUAAAGAAGCAGAAAUUGUUCAUGUGGAUCACCAUUUUUAGUGUGGUUUCUUGCUCUUUGU
Molecule: messenger RNA, 1902 nt
Organism: Hordeum vulgare subsp. vulgare (domesticated barley)
Lineage: Eukaryota; Viridiplantae; Streptophyta; Magnoliopsida; Poales; Poaceae
Product: putative cyclin-dependent kinase F-2
Exons: 1
Coding region: 668-1729 (353 amino acids)
Biological process (GO): regulation of mitotic cell cycle; protein phosphorylation
Cellular component (GO): nucleus
Molecular function (GO): ATP binding; cyclin-dependent protein serine/threonine kinase activity
Source: RefSeq, a predicted model, not a curated record